AAAUCUGUCAAUUUUUUACUCAACGCUGCUAGACUUGCUGAGAGAAUUCGUGUUUAUUUGUUGCACGUGUGUUUUUUAUUGAGUAUUGUUAAUUUUAUUAGCGGAAAAUUGGAGAAUUAUAAGUUAAAUAUUUAACAAUGGCACCGGUUAUUAAACAAAAGACAAAGAAAUCUUCCAAACAGGAACUGCCCGUCACGGAUAAAGAAACUGUAGUCUCUUCACAGCUUCAAAAGAAAAUCAAUAAACAGCCAGUCAAAAAGGAAGAUCGUGGAGUUGUUUUCAUCAAACAUCUGCCUCAUGGUUUCUUUGAACAGCAGCUUAAAAAUUAUUUUGAACAAUUUGGAAAGGUGACCAGACUAAGGUUGGCCCGAUCCAAAAGGACUGGUAACAGCAAAGGCUAUGCAUUUGUGGAAUUCGAAUACCCCGAAGUUGCCCAAGUGGCAGCAGAAACAAUGGAUAAUUAUUUAAUGUUUAAGAAACUCGUUAAAGCCGCUUAUAUUCCACCGGAAAAACAACAGUACAAUUACUUCAGAUCCACAGUGCGCCAAAUUAAAAAUAAGUCUGGAAAAACGGUUUGGGUGUCGAGUAAAACUGCCUCCGUACAACGUAAAAUGAAAGAACACAACGACUGGUCUGGAGAGAAUUUCACAAAACGCACCAACAAACAAUUGAAGAAAUUGCAAAAAAUGGCAAAGAAAUGUGCCCAUCUUGGUAUUGAUAUAAACAAAAUCAUUAUUGAACCUAAAGUACAGUCGGAAAAUGAUGAAGCUGCAGGCAGCUCAAAAACGUCAAAACGUAAAAGCGAAAAGGAAGCUAAAACAGAUGGAAAAAAGGGAAAGAAACAGCCUAAAUUAGAAGAUUUACUUGGCAAUACCAUACAAGAAGAUUCGGAAGAUGAAGAUUAUAUUGCCAUGGCCGGUGAUGAUGAUAAUGAACAAUCAUCCGAUGAAGAAUCCUAUGGAUUUCUUAAAGAAGACGAUGAUGAUGAAGACGAUAGUGAUAAUGAAGAGGAAGAAUCUGAAGAAGAGGAGGAACAAAAGCCGGUUAAGGGUAAAAAGUCUAAAACCAAUUUCAGUAAAUCAUUGAAGAAUUCAAAUAUUGAACGUUUCGAUCAAAUGCUGAAGCGUAAACCACAUGCUGGUGGUAUACAAAAACCGAAUAAGAAGUUAACAAAACCUGCCACUGUUUCAAACCCUAAAAAUAAAAUGCAACUUUAUGCUGCUAAAGAAAUUGCUCAACCUCUGUCCAAAGUCCAAGGAAAAAAGGCCAAAAAUUCCGGCAAUGCGUUAAAAAAGUCCAAAAAAGUUAAAUAGAUUUUAGUAGAUAUAACAUAACUACAUUAUCUUCCUUCUUUUUCAGUACUAUAAGUUUGUAAAAAAUAUAUUUCUUUCUAUACA
This is a messenger RNA of Musca domestica (house fly), 1397 nucleotides long. Its product is annotated as MKI67 FHA domain-interacting nucleolar phosphoprotein. The coding region runs from base 138 to 1313 and encodes 391 amino acids. The record is from RefSeq and is a predicted model, not a curated record. Gene Ontology annotation, cellular component: nucleolus. The transcript is spliced from 3 exons. Gene Ontology annotation, biological process: maturation of LSU-rRNA from tricistronic rRNA transcript (SSU-rRNA, 5.8S rRNA, LSU-rRNA). Gene Ontology annotation, molecular function: RNA binding. Lineage: Eukaryota; Metazoa; Arthropoda; Insecta; Diptera; Muscidae.